AGAGCUCCGCAACCGCAAGCGGUCCAAACUCGUGCGGGUCCAAACCCGCUCCGCGCGGGUGCGGGCGGCGAGCUUAGGCUGGGACCGUACGGAUCCGCCGGUCCCGAGGCCGCCCUGUCUGCCGCCCCACGCCUCCUGGCUCUCGGCGGACCGCGGGUCUGUCCCGCGGGGCUCUAACUGGGCCUGGAAACUCCUGCAGGGUUCAGAGCUCAGAAAGUCGACUCAUCACCUAAUUCGCCGGGGAGCUGGAGCGCAGGGAGCCCGGGCGCUGCCGACCGCUCCUCCCCACCCCAGCCCCGCCCGGGCUCUGGGAGUCACACAGCUUGCCCCCCCGCCCCCCACCCCUGGCAGACAAAGGGCCUGGGCACAGUCGCCGCCUGGCCGCCGGCGCUCCGGGGAGGCUGCUGCGUGCGCUGUGGAACGCGCGGGAGGCGCGCGCUGUGGAGAUGGGCCCCGAGAUGCGCCUGACUCGCAUCUGCUGCUGCUGCUGCCUCCUCUACCAGCUAGGCUUCCUGACGCAUGGGACCAUCUCAGGGCUGCAGCUCACCCCGGAUCUCGAGGAAUGGGAAGUCGUGUUUCCUGCACUCUGGCGCCGGGAGUCGCCGAACGCCACGGGCCUCAGCCGGGGCAGCGCUGGGGGCGGCGGCCGGGGGCAGGCUUCGGGCAGCUCGCGCGAGGUGCGCUCGGUGGCCAGGGCACCGCUGGAAGAAGCCGCCGGAGGCCAUUCUGAGCCCUGGUUCGCGUCUCCCCUGCAGCCAGGUGCUGAGGACGAGGAGGAACUCGACUCUCAGGAGCUGCCUCGGGGAUCCAGCGGGGAUACCGCCCUGUCCUCCGGAGCCCCGGCCUCGUGGCAGCCUCCUGUGCCCCCGCAACCGCCCUCAUCCCCGCCCCCUGCCCAGCAAGAGGAACCCAGUACGGAGGAGGUGCUGUUGCGGAUCCCGGCCCUCUCCAGGGACUUGUACCUGCUGCUCCGGAGAGAUGGCCGCUUCCUGGCGCAGCGCUUCGCAGUGGAGCAGUGGCCCAAACCAGGUCCUAAUCCCACCCAGGCAACGGUUGACCCUCGCCCUCCCAUGCCACCAGAUGCCUCCUGCUUUUACACCGGGACAGUGCUGCGCCAUCCUGGCUCUCUGGCCUCUUUCAGCACCUGUGGAGGUGGCCUGAUGGGCUUUAUACAACUCAAUGAGGACUUCAUAUUCAUUGAGCCAUUCAAUGAUACAAUGGCCAUCAUAGGUCACCCACACCGUUUAUACAGGCAGAAAAGGUCCACAGAGGAAAAAGUCACAGAGAAGUCAGCUGUUCACCGCCAUCACUGUGGUGUCAUUUCAGAUAAAGGAAGACCAAGGUCUAAAAAAAUAGCAGAGAACAGACGAGAAAGGCGGUAUUCUUACAAAUUACCCCAAGAAUACAACAUUGAGACUGUAGUCGUUGCAGACCCUGCAAUGGUUUCCUACCAUGGAGCAGAUGCGGCCAGGAGAUUCAUUCUGACAAUCCUAAACCUGGUUUUUAACCUUUUCCAACACAAGAGUCUGAGUGUGCAGGUCAACCUUCGUGUGGUAAAGCUCAUUCUUCUCCAUGAAACACCAGCAGAUCUGUAUAUUGGGCACCAUGGAGAGAAAAUGUUGGAGAGCUUUUGUAAGUGGCAGCAUGAAGAGUUUGGCAGGAAGAACGAUAUACAUUCGGAGAUGUCGACGAGCUGGGGAGAAGAUGUUGUUUCUGUGGAUGCAGCUAUUCUUAUAACAAGGAAAGAUUUCUGUGUCCACAAAGAUGAGCCAUGUGAUACUGUGGGUAUUGCUUACUUGAAUGGAAUGUGUAGUGAAAAAAGAAAGUGUAUAAUCGCUGAAGACAAUGGUCUGAACCUCGCGUUUACAAUUGCUCAUGAAAUGGGUCACAACAUGGGUAUCAGUCAUGACAAUGAUCACCCAUCCUGUGCUGAUGGUCUUCAUAUCAUGUCUGGUGAAUGGAUCAAAGGACAGAAUCUCGGUGAUGUUUCGUGGUCCAGGUGCAGCAAAGAAGAUUUGGAAAGAUUUCUCAGGUCAAAGGCCAGUAGCUGCUUGUUGCAUACAGAUCCGCAGAGUCUGAGUUCUGUGUUGGUUCCCUCAAAACUGCCAGGGAUGGCUUACACUGCAGACGAACAGUGCCAGAUCCUCUUUGGGCCUUUGGCUUCUUUUUGUCAAGAGAUGCAGCACGUUAUCUGCACGGGUCUGUGGUGCAGAGUGGAGGGGGAAGCAGAAUGCAAGACCAAGCUUGACCCACCAAUGGAUGGAACUGACUGUGACCCUGGCAAGUGGUGUAAGGCUGGAGAAUGCACCCGCAGGACCCCUGCACCCGAGCACUUGGCUGGAGAGUGGAGCCCAUGGAGUUCCUGUAGUCGAAGUUGCAGUUCUGGGGUCAGCAGUCGAGAGCGCAAGUGUCCUGGGCUAGGUUCUGAAGCAAGGGACUGUAAUGGCCCCAGAAAACAGUACAGAAUAUGUGAGAAUCCACCUUGUCCUGCAGGUUUGCCUGGAUUCAGAGACUGGCAAUGUCAGGCCUAUAGUGUUAGAACUUCGUACCCAAAGCAUGCGCUUCAGUGGCAAGCUGUCUUCGAUGAAGAAAAACCAUGUGCCUUGUUUUGCUCUCCUGUUGGAAAAGAACAGCCCGUUCUUCUAUCAGAUAAGGUGAUGGAUGGAACUUCUUGUGGCUAUCAGGGACUAGAUAUAUGUGCAAAUGGCAGGUGCCAGAAAGCUGGUUGUGAUGGUUUAUUGGGGUCUCUUGCCAGGGAAGAUCAUUGUGGCAUAUGUAACGGCAAUGGAAAAUCAUGCAAAGUCAUUAAAGGCGAUUUUAAUCACACCAGAGGGGCAGGUUAUGUAGAAGUACUGGUGAUACCUGCUGGGGCGAGAAGAAUCAAAGUUGUGGAGGAAAAGCCGGCACAUAGCUACUUAGCUCUCCGAGAUGCCAGCAAGCAGUCUAUAAACAGUGACUGGAAGAUAGAACAUUCUGGAGCAUUCAGUCUGGCUGGAACUACAGUCCAUUACAUAAGACGAGGCCUGUGGGAGAAGAUCUCUGCCAAAGGUCCCACAACCACACCUUUACAUCUCCUGGUACUCCUAUUUCAAGAUCAGAAUUAUGGUCUUCACUAUGAAUAUACUGUUCCAUCAGACCCACUUCCAGACAAUCAGAGCUCAAAGGAGCCAGGACCUCUCUUCAUGUGGACACACGCAGGCUGGGGGGAUUGCAAUGCCACGUGUGGAGGAGGGGAGAGGAAGACAACGGUGUCCUGCACAAAAAUCAUGAGCAAGAAUAUCAGCCUUGUGGACAACAAGAAAUGCAAGGAUUUGACCAAGCCAGAGCCACAGAUUCGAAAGUGCAAUGAGCAGCCUUGUCAAACGAGGUGGAUGAUGACAGAAUGGACCACAUGUUCACGAACUUGUGGAAAAGGAGUCCAGAGUAGACAAGUGGCCUGUACCCAGCAACUGGAAAAUGGAACCCUAAUUAGAGCCUGGGAGAGGGACUGCAAAGGGCCAAAGCCCGCCACUGCCCAGCGCUGUGAGGGUCAGGACUGCAUGACGGUGUGGGAGGCCGGAGUGUGGUCGGAGUGCUCAGUGAAGUGUGGCAAAGGUGUGCGGCAUCGUACCGUGAGGUGUACUAACCCAAGAAAAAAGUGUGUCCUCUCCACCAGACCCAGGGAGGCAGAGGACUGUGAGGAUUACUCAAAAUGCUACGUAUGGCGAGUUGGUGACUGGUCUAAGUGCUCCAUUACCUGUGGCAAAGGCAUGCAAUCUCGUGUUAUCCAGUGCAUGCAUAAGAUCACAGGAAGACAUGGAAAUGAAUGCUUUUCUUCAGAGAAACCUGCAGCAUACAGGCCGUGCCACCUUCAGCCCUGUAAUGAGAAGAUUAAUGUGAAUACAAUAACAUCACCAAGGCUGGCUGCCCUGACCUUCAAGUGCCUGGGAGACCAGUGGCCAGUGUACUGCAGAGUGAUACGGGAGAAGAAUCUUUGCCAGGACAUGCGGUGGUACCAGCGGUGCUGUGAGACUUGCAGGGACUUCUAUGCCCAAAAGCUACAGCAGAAGAGUUGACCUCUGGCAGGCUGGCUGACUGGCUCAUAGCUUUUUUUUUGCUAUUGCAUUAUUUAUAAACACACACUAGCAUGUUUUUCAGACCAAAUAUUAUCAGAUUACAUAUAAUUUAAUCAAAUUAAUUUAUUUGCCUGCCAGGCAUCUAAUGUGGUGUUCGUUUUGGUUAUACAAACAUUUUGAUUUUAUACUAUGAGGCUUCAUAAAUAAUUUUAUACAAAUGAGUAAGUUGGGUCUAGUAAACUAAUAAGAAAAAAAGAAAUGAUUUUUUUUCACUUAGGGCUGUCUCUAAGGUGCUAUUUUCUCUCCACCAAAACCAUUAAGUUAUCCAGUGUGUACACUACCUUAGCAUGAUAGCUUAGCUAUAUAUGCAGAAAAUGACGUAUUUUCUUGUGUCCUGCUGCAGAUCCGCCCAUUUUCUGUUCAUGGCAGGAGAUGUGUAA
Messenger RNA from Arvicanthis niloticus (Nile rat), 4495 nucleotides. It is a transcript of the gene Adamts19, whose product is annotated as ADAM metallopeptidase with thrombospondin type 1 motif 19. The record is from RefSeq and is a predicted model, not a curated record. Lineage: Eukaryota; Metazoa; Chordata; Mammalia; Rodentia; Muridae. Gene Ontology annotation, cellular component: extracellular matrix. Gene Ontology annotation, biological process: extracellular matrix organization; proteolysis. Gene Ontology annotation, molecular function: metalloendopeptidase activity.